UCCCAGAUGGCGCGCAGAUGGUUCCAUAUAUGAGUAUCCGGUCCAGUAUGUGGAAAAAACGCUGGGAGGUACUAGAGAACAGCUUCGCAAACUCAGAUAUCAAUCAUGCGAGUCCGAUUGUGUUUGCUGUUGACAUCUAAUAGCUAGGGAAGCCGAUAGUGUUUCGCAUUGUCGGCAACACGAUCGCGUAUAUCGGAGGAUGGUCCCUCCUUGAAGCUGGCCUUAGGCAUCAGCUUCGGCAUUCAACUCCAUUGACGCCCUCAGAACUGAACUCAGGUAGCUUCGGAAAACCUAUCAGGAAAGCAAGGGCUGAGGACGAAGAACGUGGCAAUGAGCGAGGCCGUGUGACUACGGUGAUCAAGCAAACGACACCUACACGAAUGCGCAUAAGCAAGAACAUGCGACUGGUCAAUGAUGAUAAUGACACAUGGCCAGUGCCCGAGUGCCCAGUGGCGUUAACACACUGCUGUCCCAUCUCAUUGCUAGCAUUGCACUCCUCAGCAUCAUCCGAGUGCAAGGCUACGUGUACUAUUCUUCUGGCACGUAGCCUGCGGACUAGACCUACCAUCUUUCCUCCAACAAGCCUCAACGAGGCUUUUUGUCGAUCCAGGACUCGCUAUGCUGUACAUUCAACGUUCAUGAGAACCGCCAAACCGUCAGCCAGCGGAAGGGGUGAGUUACUUCUUCUGUCACGUAGCGUCGCCUACGACAAUAGACUGGUAGAAGAUUGCCCAUACAGAAAAUCGGACCUGACACGCUUACUUCUGAAUCAUGAUCCAAGGACCGCAGGGAAUGUACAGCUGAUCAUUGCCCUCAACUUCACAUUCCAUUCGGAAAGAAGUUAACGGCACCCAAGAUCCUCUGCCCUCGCUCUCCACUUGCACAGACGGUUUCCGAUUUCAUGGAGCCUCGCACCAUGACUUGCACAGCGGGCUCUCGAUGCGAAAAUGCUUUUAGGCGAGUGUUGCAUUAUUUGCGUUGUUCAUGGAGAGGGAAGAAGGGAGAGAAUUCGAGUGGUUUUGCAUGUGAAGUUGAACUUUUUGCCGUGCCAAGCUUUUUGAGAGGCUCGCGCUAGGGACGCG
Neohortaea acidophila is the source of this 1082-nucleotide messenger RNA. RefSeq lists its product as uncharacterized. Bases 381 to 845 code for a protein of 154 amino acids. Lineage: Eukaryota; Fungi; Ascomycota; Dothideomycetes; Mycosphaerellales; Teratosphaeriaceae. The transcript has a single exon. The record is from RefSeq and is a predicted model, not a curated record.